AUGGUGCACCCCGAUGUUUUCUCAAAACAAGUUGUUUCUCCGAAUGUCCAAGGUGUGGUUGUUUCUCCGAAUGUUCAAGGUGUUGUGAAACCGAUAGAUGUUGGCAACGAUUUUAAAAACACGCAAGAGUUUGAAUCUCGUGAUCAAAUGCUUCAAUGGAUUCGUAUGGAGACCUAUAAGCUUGGAUUUGGUGUGGUUAUCAGAAGGUCCUAUAAUGGUUCGAAUAGAAAAUGCGCCUUCGUGACAAUGAUUUGUGAAAGAAGCGAGAAAUAUAGAACUCCUCUCCGGAUUUUUAAAAGAGACGACACCGGAAUAAGAAAAUAUGAUUGUCCGUUUAAGUACCUCACUAGCAAGACGCUUAAGGGGGAUAAGAUCGAGAUGCAACAACUCUUAAAAUUGUUGGAUGAUAACAACUACCUGCCUAAGUACCGAACAUGCGAUGAUGGAGUUAAUGUUAGAGAUAUUUUUUGGACUCAUCCUGAUUCCAUAAAGUUGUUCAACACGUUUCCUACGGUUCUCAUACUUGAUUCAACCUACAAGACCAAUAAGUAUAAACUUCCUUUAUUGGAGAUGGUUGAUGUGACCUCAACUGAGAAGACAUAUUUGGUUGGUUUUUCAUUUCUUGUCUGUGAAAAAGAAGACAGUUUUACUUGGGCAUUAGAGGUAUCACAUAACAAAGAAUAUGAGAAGUCGGGAAAGCCCGCAGUAGAGACAAAACAGAUAGAGUUCGAAGAUGGAAAAAUGGUGAAGGCGGGUGUGGUGAAGGAGAAGAUAGUUUGUGCGUGGACUGAUAAUGUUAGACACCUUAAAAAUACAAUAACUAACAGAGUUGAGUCUGUCUAUGCUACUUUGAAAAAUUGGUUGGGAAAUAGUAAGGGGGAUUUGUGUAGAGACUGGGACUCCGGGAAUCCCAUGAUUCAAACCCAACAUAAUGAGAUACAAACAACAUUUGGUCGGAGCAUCACAAUUUUGGAACAAUUAUUUAAAGACAACAUUCUAUAUUCUCGGUUGGUUGGUUACAUAUCUCGUGCAAGCUCUGAUAGCGUAGAGUGUGGAUGCAUAAUUGUGAAAACAUAUGGUCUCCCAUGUGCUUGUGUUAUUGCUAAAAAUGUGAAACUUGGUCACCCAAUAAGAAUGGACGAGGUUUGCACUCAUUGGAAGAGACUUAGGUUUGAUGGUGAUGGAUGCAUGGAUGACGGUAAAUCGAAUAUCUCUAUUUUGACUGAAUGA
Messenger RNA from Lathyrus oleraceus (garden pea), 1230 nucleotides. RefSeq lists its product as uncharacterized. The record is from RefSeq and is a predicted model, not a curated record. Bases 1 to 1230 code for a protein of 409 amino acids. Lineage: Eukaryota; Viridiplantae; Streptophyta; Magnoliopsida; Fabales; Fabaceae. The transcript is spliced from 5 exons.